CCGGUCCUCCGCUGCCUGCACGAGACAUGCCGCACGAGGCCGCGCGUCACCUCCUCACCUGCAACAGGGAUCCGGAUCGACGCGUCCUGAUGGAGCUCAGAGCGACUCCGUGUGAGCUGGACCUCCCUGACGGUUCUGGUCCCCGGGUCGUCCGUCGGAUCUCCACCAACAGCCGGGAACGUUGGCGUCAGCAGAACGUUAACGGGGCGUUCAGCGAGCUGCGGCGUCUCAUCCCCACUCACCCCCCCGACAGGAAGCUCAGCAAGAACGAGAUCCUGCGCCACGCCCUCAGGUACAUCAGCUUCCUGGACCGGGUGCUCACAGACCAGGACCUCAGAGGGGCCCCCCGGGGCCGAGCGGGGAGCCUGGAGCGGGAGGACGGGCCGCAGGGGACGCUGUCUCCAAACUCCAGCUGUGACAGUUCAGUGGAGGGGGACUGGGACAGCCUGACGGGGGACCAGGACUACAGAGGUCCCGUGCAGAACCUGGACCAGGCGAGCUGGCAACCAGCUGAUCAGACAGGCUGGAUCCAGCAGAGACCAGCAGGGCGAGACCAGUCCGGCUGAUCCAGCAGAGACCAGCGGGAGGAGUCCAGUCCGGCUGAUCCAGCAGAGACCAGCAGGGCGAGUUCAGUCCGGCUGAUCCAGCAGAGACCAGCAGGGCGAGUCCAGUCCGGCUGGCCUGAUGUAAAACAUGUUGUUGUUCUGGACCGAGUUGAUGUGAUAUUCACAUCUUCAGUGUUUCACCGUCUGGUUGAGUUUUCUUGAUGCAGAGUGAGCUGAAAUGUUCUGCCGGCAGAGAAGAAGAAGUCGUGCUGGACAGGAAGUUCUGCGUCUCAGCAGAAGAGUCAGUGACCACGUUUAGUUUCUUUAAGUUAAAGAACUUUGGUGUUUCUGCAGUUUGAACUUCGUCCUGAUGUUUGUUGUCUGCAGAUUAUUUGGAUCUGAGAUGUUUCUGUGAGAAUACAGAUCAAUAAAAAGUUUGCUGCAGUG
This is a messenger RNA of Micropterus salmoides (largemouth bass), 992 nucleotides long. Its product is annotated as T-cell acute lymphocytic leukemia protein 1 homolog. Lineage: Eukaryota; Metazoa; Chordata; Actinopteri; Centrarchiformes; Centrarchidae. The record is from RefSeq and is a predicted model, not a curated record. The transcript has 3 exons. Gene Ontology annotation, molecular function: protein dimerization activity; RNA polymerase II cis-regulatory region sequence-specific DNA binding; DNA-binding transcription factor activity, RNA polymerase II-specific. Bases 27 to 566 code for a protein of 179 amino acids. Gene Ontology annotation, biological process: regulation of transcription by RNA polymerase II.